Molecule: messenger RNA, 1544 nt
Organism: Colletotrichum navitas
Lineage: Eukaryota; Fungi; Ascomycota; Sordariomycetes; Glomerellales; Glomerellaceae
Exons: 2
Coding region: 301-1140 (279 amino acids)
Source: RefSeq, a predicted model, not a curated record
CAGAAGCAACAUCAACCCUAUGCGAAAUCAUUUCAUGUCUUCAUCCCAAUUCCGUUGUCGUACGCCGAGCGUACCGGUAUCAUGUUCCUGGAGCUAGCCUCUUUGGGCGAUACAUUGUGUGUUUUGUAGGUAAGCGGUAAGCAGAGCGGCGUGUGGUCCCUUGCAUCUUGCAUCCAUCUCUCCCACACCCAUCCGGAUUCGACCCAACAAUCUCACAUAUGCAAGAUUUUAACAUUACAUGGUAGUAGAAGGUGAAAACCCAAUCAAAUCUUGUCUUCUUUCGUCAACUCCAGCCGCACGAUGGCCAAAUCCCCACACCCAACACCCUCCGCGCCCAUAUCAUCACCAACAGCCCACGAACCACCACAACCAUCAGACGGGCGCGCUCACUCCUCAUUCACAAAUUGGGAUCAUGACCAGGACCCCACGAACCCCUUCGCGCUCGUCCCCGCCGCGUCCUACAACACCCUCGUCCAGCUCCAGCCGCUUACCUCCCGCCUGCUGCGCGGCCGACGGCGGCUGCGCCGGCUCCUCCUCCCGGCGCAGCCCGGCCCAGACGCGCUACACGCUCUCCUCACAGGACCCGUGGAGCCAAGUGAUGGAAGCCCCCGCUUCGCGCGCGCCUUCGCCGCCGUCGUGUUUGCCGUCCUCGCCAACCAUGUGCGGCGUAUGGCCCUCCCCGCCCUCGGGGUCAGCGGCUUCGGCGCGCCCAUCGCUACCCUCAAACUCGCAGCGGGCAGCCCGGCCAUUUUUCUCAAGGAGGAGAUGGAGAUCGGCAUUCUCGGUAGAAACGCGGGGUGGGAGGGCGCGUCGAAGGUCGUCGGGGACAUCGUGGGCGGGUUCGCCGUGCGGGGCGCUGUGGCCGGCAGCCCCCGUCGGUGGGGCAGCGAAGCGGACAAGGCCAUGGUCGUGAUGGCGGUUGUCUACUGCGUCUGGGUUCUCGGGUGUGCGGAGUACGUCCACGCGAGGGCUGUCCACACGACAGGCGCUGAGGGAGAUCCUCCUCCCCUCAACCUGGUCCGGCAUCCUGAAGGUCCUCGGACCCCACCUGGAGCUGGCCUAUUACGUCAUAUACGGACUCUUGCCACUCCUUUGCCUCGCGGCCCGGUCCGCCUCCAGGCCGGAGCCAGGGCGAGGUAGGCCGGGGCUGGCUCUUCUGAUUACCGGCUGGGCCUGGGGCACGGGAUAUGUGACGCGGUACUCGAACAAGUACUACAUCGGUCUGGAGAUGAGCGGGCUUCUGCUGGUUGUGUGGUGGAUCUUGGCGGCGGCGGCGGUCUUUGCAUGGCGCGCUCUGCGGACUCGGUUCAAGGCAUGAGGCCAUCGCUUCGCGUGUCGGGAAUAAAUACGGCCACUCCCACCUAAUCCUUCCAAGGGUUUUUGCGCGAGCAAUAAGGAAUGGGCGACCUAGGCACCAAAUAACGAGUGAUCAGAGAAGCUGAUAGUGUCCCCCCCUGUCCACUCAAGAGUACUGUGCACAAUAACUGUAAUAAACCUCAGCAGACAGUGGAUUUAGUGAUAACACAACUAUCUUAAUUAAAAAA